AUGGCCCAAAACAUCAAUCCGGAGCGUGCACAGUCAUCGAACCCAUCGAAACAGAACGAUGAAGCGCUGAUAAACAACAAUAACCAGGCCGUUAGCAAAAGACUCCAAAAAGAAUUAAUGGCGUUGAUGCUGUCAUCGGAAAAAUCCAUCUCUGCCUUCCCGGAGGGUGAAAAUUUCUUCAAAUGGAUCGGCACAAUCAGUGGUCCGGACGAUACCGUGUAUAAGGGCCAGAAGUACAAGCUGCUGCUGGAAUUCCCCAACUCGUACCCAUACUCGGCACCGAACGUAAAGUUCAUCACGCCCUGCUUUCACCCAAACGUCGACCUCAGCGGUUCGAUCUGCCUUGACAUCCUGAAGGAUAAAUGGUCCGCACUGUACGACGUACGGACGAUCCUGCUCUCGAUUCAGUCCCUGCUCGGGGAGCCGAAUAACGACAGUCCACUCAACUCGCAGGCAUCCCAGCUGUGGCCGAACCAGGUCGAGUACAAAAAGUAUUUGGAUGAUUUCUACGAGAAGAAUAAGGAUUCUUAA
Molecule: messenger RNA, 531 nt
Organism: Anopheles marshallii
Lineage: Eukaryota; Metazoa; Arthropoda; Insecta; Diptera; Culicidae
Gene: vih
Product: ubiquitin-conjugating enzyme E2 C
Exons: 2
Coding region: 1-531 (176 amino acids)
Source: RefSeq, a predicted model, not a curated record